GAUGAUGUCAAAAACAACAAUGCACUUAUUUGGGGAAUAGAUCCUGGACAAACUGAUAUUUUUACUGCUGUUGACUCUGGUACUUCGGACAAGAAAGAAAGAAUUCGAAAGUCAUCAACCAAAGAAUACUAUCAUAUGUUUGGAUACAACCUUGCAACUCAAAAGUGCAUGAACCAACAACAGAAACACCAAGCAUAUUUCAAUAUUAUCAGUAAAUUACCCUCAUUUAAAACUUUUGAUUUAACUGAUUUUUCAAAAGCGGCAUCUGAUAGAUUCAAAAAUUAUCAAAUGCUAUUUGAUUAUUACAACAAAGACAGCUAG
This is a messenger RNA of Cokeromyces recurvatus, 321 nucleotides long. RefSeq lists its product as uncharacterized. The record is from RefSeq and is a predicted model, not a curated record. NCBI's taxonomy places the organism in Eukaryota, Fungi, Mucoromycota, Mucoromycetes, Mucorales, Mucoraceae. The transcript has a single exon. The annotation marks the transcript as partial.